This is a messenger RNA of Necator americanus (New World hookworm), 366 nucleotides long. RefSeq lists its product as uncharacterized. The transcript has a single exon. The record is from RefSeq and is a predicted model, not a curated record. The coding region runs from base 1 to 366 and encodes 121 amino acids. Lineage: Eukaryota; Metazoa; Nematoda; Chromadorea; Rhabditida; Ancylostomatidae.
AUGUGGCUCGCAACUCUAUUUAACAAGAUCGUUGCAGAAGGACGGACUCCAAACGUUUGGCAAACUUCCGUGACCGUGCCUGUCUGGAAAGGGAAAGGAGACAUUGCUGACUGCACCUCGUACAGACCUAUACGAUUGCUGUUCCAUAUGAUGAAGGUUUUUGAGCGUGUCCUGGAAGCUCGUCUGAGGAAAAUUGUUAGCGUUUCACUCAACCAGUGCGGCUUUGUGAAGGACUGCAGCACUAUAGAUGCUAUCCAUGCUGUCCGAAUCCUCCUGGAGAAACAUCGAGAGAAGAGCCGCAGUGUGCAUCUUGCUUUUCUCGAUCUCGAGAAAGCUUUCGACCGUGUCCUACAUGAGCUGUUAUGA